GAUCUUUCAUAUUCUUGGUUACCAACUCUUGGUCGAUAGAUCAAAUUGUCGACGUAUUUUUGUGACAGUAGUGACUGUGAAGAGUCACGCUCAACAAAGUCGUUCUGUUUGUAGGUUGUUUAAAUAAUUUGUAAUAUGGUUACGAUGGGCGAACCCCUCACUUUAGCAAAUGAUGUUAAGAGAUCCAUUGAAUUACUAGACAAAUUACAGAAAGGUGGAGAAAUACCUGCAACAAAAUUAGCUGCCUUACAAAAAGUUUUACAAAGUGAUUUCCUCAGUGCUGUACGUGAAGUAUAUGAACAUGUAUAUGAAACUGUAGAUAUUCAGGGUUCUCAAGAUGUUCGUGCAUCUGCCACUGCGAAAGCAACAGUUGCUGCUUUUGCAGCCAGUGAAGGACAUGCACAUCCACGGGUAGUAGAAUUACCAAAAACUGAGGAAGGCCUUGGUUUUAAUGUGAUGGGAGGCAAGGAACAGAACUCACCCAUAUAUAUUUCACGAAUUAUCCCUGGGGGAGUUGCUGAUCGACAUGGUGGUUUGAAACGUGGUGAUCAGCUUCUUUCAGUGAAUGGAGUUUGUGUUGAAGGAGAAAAUCAUGAGAAAGCUGUAGAAUUGUUAAAGCAGGCACAAAAUUCUGUGAAAUUAGUUGUGCGAUAUACUCCACGUGUUUUGGAAGAGAUGGAAUUACGAUUUGAUAAACAAAGAGCAGCACGAAGGCGUCAACACAUGCAAUAAAAACUAAAAAUAUUUAUUU
This is a messenger RNA of Megachile rotundata (alfalfa leafcutting bee), 751 nucleotides long. It is a transcript of the gene veli, whose product is annotated as L27 and PDZ_signaling domain-containing protein veli. Gene Ontology annotation, molecular function: protein binding. The record is from RefSeq and is a predicted model, not a curated record. NCBI's taxonomy places the organism in Eukaryota, Metazoa, Arthropoda, Insecta, Hymenoptera, Megachilidae.